GGUCCAAAAACGUGUUCACGGAUAAUUAAGUUGAGGUGGUUCGCACCCUAUCAUUUCCAUCAAAUUCUAUUGGGACAACAACGUACGAUCAAUGACGACGAUGAUGAUUUGAGAAACCUCGUUUGUCUCAAACCACAUACACGAAGAAAAAGUUAUUCAAAAUCAGAACAAAGUACAGAUUUUUCAACAUGGGUCUGUCGAAAGAGAAUGUAACAGGUCUUAUUCUUGCGUUGGCGUCAAGUGUGUUCAUUGGGUCAAGCUUUAUCAUUAAGAAACAAGGUCUUAGAAGAGCAGCUUCUGCUUUUGGUGUUAGGGCUGGUGUUGGUGGGUAUUAUUAUCUAUUGGAACCACUAUGGUGGGUGGGGAUGAUCACAAUGAUUGUUGGAGAGGUUGCGAACUUUGUCGCGUAUGCUUUUGCUCCCGCCGUUCUAGUUACCCCUCUCGGUGCAUUAAGUAUUAUCGUUAGUGCUGUUUUGGCUGACAUAAUUCUGAAAGAGAGGCUACAUAAGCUUGGGAUAUUAGGCUGUGUAAUGUGCAUUGCUGGUUCUUUCAUUAUUGUUAUCCAUGCUCCUAAGGAAGAACCUAUCACGUCGGUUCUGCAGAUAUGGAAUAUGGCUACUCAACCAGCAUUUCUAGCGUAUGCCGGAUCUGUAAUAGUAUUGGUGUUCAUUCUGGUUCUCCAUUGUGCGCCAAGAUGUGGACAUACUAAUGUGCUGGUUUUUACCGGCAUUUGUUCAUUGAUGGGUUCCCUCUCUGUGAUGAGUGUCAAAGCACUAGGAACUUCUUUGAAAUUAACCUUUGAAGGGAAAAAUCAGUUAAUUUAUCCAGAGACAUGGUUUUUCGUGUUCGUUGUGGCUAUAUGCGUCGUCAUGCAAAUGAAUUAUCUUAACAAGGCUCUUGACACCUUCAACACGGCAAUCGUGUCUCCUAUAUACUAUGUCAUGUUUACGACGCUUACAAUAGUGGCCAGCAUUAUAAUGUUCAAGGAUUGGGAUGGCCAAAGUUUUUCGACUAUUGUAUCAGAAAUAUGUGGCUUUAUUGUUGUACUCUCUGGCACAAUAAUGUUACAUCUGACGAGGGACUUCGAGCGAAGCCAUUCUUUUAGAGGUAGCAUGCCUACGUCGCCUACAUUAUCCGUCCGGCUUUAUACCGGAAACGGAGACUUGUUACUCAAGGAAGAUGAAGAAGAGGAAUCUCCUGAUAAUACAUGCUAAAGAAGACAAAGUUUGAGUUAGAUGGUUUUAUAGGACAGAACACAUCAAAGGUCUUAAUCAAAAACCCCUCAUAUGAUACCAUCAUUGCAUGGUGGGAGAUUUCUGAAGCUAUUCUUUCGCGGGUUUAAUUGAUAUGCAUCGAGAGUGUAACGGUUUUUACUCUGUCAAUCAACCAUAACGUAUAUUAUAUCUAGUUUCUGAUUGGUUGAUAGUGUAAAAAGUUAUACACCGACAGUGUAUAAAAAUCAAUUUCUUUCAUUGCGAGAAUCUUAGGAAGAUUCUUCGAACUAGUUUUUGCAAGGUGCAUACUGUAUAGAUUUGUUGUGCAAUUUGGUUCUUCGGUACAAAGUUAAAAAUUGUAGUUUCCUAUGAAUAUAUGAAUUUUUGUUCUUAUUAAGAACAUGUUCUGGUUGUUACAUGCUCAAAAAUCCUAUGGAUUUUGAAGGACAGUGAUAAUUAUAGAUUUUGCA
Messenger RNA from Vicia villosa (hairy vetch), 1684 nucleotides. RefSeq names its product probable magnesium transporter NIPA7. Gene Ontology annotation, cellular component: membrane. Gene Ontology annotation, biological process: magnesium ion transport. NCBI's taxonomy places the organism in Eukaryota, Viridiplantae, Streptophyta, Magnoliopsida, Fabales, Fabaceae. The transcript has 8 exons. Gene Ontology annotation, molecular function: magnesium ion transmembrane transporter activity. Bases 189 to 1214 code for a protein of 341 amino acids. The record is from RefSeq and is a predicted model, not a curated record.